GCUUCCUGAAGCCUGUGCGGUGCGGUGCGCUGCGCUGCGCUGUUUGUGUCACUACAAGGGCCGCUCUCGGAGGCGCUCGUUUCCUCCCUUAUUGCUCCUCUGGCGCCUCGAGGGGCCGGGGAGAUGCCGACUCAGCGGGACAGUAGCGGCGGCAGCACCAGCACCACCACCAUCAUGUCCCACCCGACGCUGGGCGGGAGUAGCCUCGGCGGGGAUAGCGCCCACCAGGUCCGGGUGAAAGCCUACUACAAAGGGGACAUCAUGAUAACCUAUUUUGAACCUUCCAUCUCGUUUGAAGGACUGUGUAAUAAGGUUCGAGACUUGUGCUUCUUUGACAAUGAACAACUCUUCACUAUGAAAUGGAUUGAUGAAGAAGGAGACCCAUGCACCGUUUCUUCUCAGCUGGAGUUAGAGGAAGCCUUUCGGUUGUAUGAACUAAACAAGGAUUCAGAGCUUCUAAUUCAUGUGUUCCCUUGUGUACCAGAAAGGCCUGGCAUGCCUUGUCCAGGGGAAGAUAAAUCCAUUUAUCGUCGUGGUGCCCGGCGGUGGCGGAAGCUCUAUUGUGCAAAUGGUCAUACUUUCCAAGCUAAGCGAUUUAACAGGCGAGCUCAUUGUGCCAUCUGCACUGACCGAAUUUGGGGCCUGGGGCGUCAGGGAUAUAAAUGUAUCAACUGUAAACUCCUUGUUCACAAGAAGUGCCACAAACUUGUCAACAUUGAAUGUGGCCGCCACGCACUACAACCAGAGCCUGUAAUACCUAUGGAUCAGUCAUCAGUGCACCCAGAUAACAUAGAACCAGUGAUUCCAUAUAAUCCUUCUAGUCAUGAGAGCUUGGACCAUGUUGGUGAAGAAAAAGAGGCGAUGAGUAUUAGAGAAAGUGGCAAACCUUCCUCCAGUCUGGGCCUUCAAGAUUUUGAUCUGCUCCGAGUUAUAGGAAGAGGUAGUUAUGCUAAAGUACUACUGGUUCGAUUAAAGAAAACGGAACGCAUUUAUGCAAUGAAGGUUGUGAAAAAAGAACUAGUCAAUGAUGAUGAGGAUAUUGAUUGGGUACAGACAGAAAAACACGUCUUUGAACAGGCUUCAAAUCAUCCUUUCCUUGUUGGACUACACUCUUGCUUCCAGACAGAAAGCAGAUUAUUUUUUGUAAUAGAGUACGUAAAUGGAGGCGAUUUAAUGUUUCAUAUGCAGCGGCAGAGGAAACUGCCCGAGGAGCAUGCCAGGUUUUAUUCUGCAGAAAUCAGUCUAGCAUUGAACUAUCUUCAUGAGCGAGGGAUAAUCUACAGAGACUUGAAACUGGACAAUGUGUUACUGGAUUCUGAGGGGCACAUUAAACUCACAGACUAUGGCAUGUGCAAGGAAGGAUUAAGGCCCGGAGACACAACCAGUACUUUCUGUGGAACUCCCAACUAUAUUGCUCCUGAGAUUUUGCGAGGAGAAGAUUAUGGCUUCAGUGUUGACUGGUGGGCAUUAGGUGUACUUAUGUUUGAAAUGAUGGCUGGCAGAUCCCCAUUUGAUAUUGUUGGAAGCUCCGAUAACCCCGAUCAAAACACAGAAGAUUAUCUCUUUCAAGUCAUUUUGGAAAAACAAAUCCGUAUUCCACGAUCCCUUUCUGUUAAAGCAGCAAGUGUUCUAAAAAGUUUUCUUAACAAGGAUCCAAAGGAACGUUUAGGCUGCCAUCCUCAAACAGGAUUUGCAGAUAUUCAGGGACAUCCAUUCUUCCGCAAUGUUGAUUGGGAUCUGAUGGAACAAAAACAGGUGGUUCCUCCAUUUAAACCAAAUAUAUCAGGUGAAUUUGGUCUGGAUAACUUUGAUUCCCAGUUCACUAAUGAACCUGUCCAGCUCACUCCAGAUGAUGAUGAUAUUGUGAAGAAGAUUGACCAAUCUGAAUUUGAAGGCUUUGAAUAUAUUAAUCCUCUUUUGAUGUCAGCUGAGGAAUGUGUCUGAUCUUUCGUUUCUGGACUGUGCCAUAUAUUGUAUCUAUCACUUGUUUUCUGCAUGGAUAAACAACUUGCCAUUUGGUUGCACUUGUAUCAAAUGAAAAACAUUUUACACUUGC
Molecule: messenger RNA, 2056 nt
Organism: Emys orbicularis (European pond turtle)
Lineage: Eukaryota; Metazoa; Chordata; Testudines; Emydidae
Gene: PRKCI
Product: protein kinase C iota
Exons: 18
Coding region: 124-1944 (606 amino acids)
Biological process (GO): protein phosphorylation
Cellular component (GO): cytoplasm; nucleus
Molecular function (GO): diacylglycerol-dependent serine/threonine kinase activity; protein binding; ATP binding
Source: RefSeq, a predicted model, not a curated record